Molecule: messenger RNA, 2737 nt
Organism: Suricata suricatta (meerkat)
Lineage: Eukaryota; Metazoa; Chordata; Mammalia; Carnivora; Herpestidae
Gene: BTBD1
Product: BTB domain containing 1
Exons: 8
Coding region: 5-1120 (371 amino acids)
Biological process (GO): neurogenesis
Cellular component (GO): P-body; cytosol
Molecular function (GO): protein binding
Source: RefSeq, a predicted model, not a curated record
CGGCAUGGCCACCACGUCGGCCGAGAUCGAGCUGCCCGACGUGGAGCCCGCCGCCUUCCUGGCGCUGCUGAGGUUUCUGUAUUCAGAUGAAGUUCAAAUUGGCCCAGAGACAGUUAUGACCACUCUUUAUACCGCUAAGAAGUACGCAGUCCCUGCCUUGGAAGCGCACUGUGUGGAAUUUCUCACCAAACAUCUCAGGGCAGAUAAUGCCUUUAUGUUACUUACUCAGGCCAGGUUGUUCGACGAGCCUCAGCUGGCCAGUCUGUGUCUGGACACGAUAGACAAGAGCACGGCGGACGCGCUGAGCGCCGAGGGCUUCACGGACAUCGACGUGGACACACUGUGUGCAGUUCUGGAAAGAGACACACUUAGUAUCAGAGAGAGUCGACUUUUUGGAGCUGUUGUACGAUGGGCAGAAGCGGAAUGUCAAAGACAACAAUUGCCCGCGACUUUUGGGAACAAACAGAAAGUUCUGGGAAAAGCGCUGUCCUUGAUCCGGUUUCCGCUGAUGACCAUCGAGGAGUUUGCAGCAGGGCCCGCUCAGUCCGGAAUUCUGUCGGAUCGGGAGGUGGUCAACCUCUUCCUUCACUUCACGGUCAAUCCGAAGCCCCGGGUGGACUACAUCGACCGGCCGCGGUGCUGCCUGCGGGGCAAGGAGUGCUGCGUGCGGCGGUUCCAGCAGGUGGAGAGCCGCUGGGGCUACAGCGGCACGAGCGACCGCAUCAGGUUCACAGUUAACAGAAGAAUCUCUAUCGUCGGAUUUGGUUUGUAUGGAUCUAUCCAUGGACCCACGGAUUAUCAAGUGAAUAUACAGAUCAUUGAAUAUGAAAAGAAACAAACCCUGGGGCAGAACGACACCGGGUUCAGUUGCGACGGCACCGCUAACACGUUCCGGGUCAUGUUCAAAGAGCCUAUUGAGAUCCUGCCCACCGUGUGCUACACAGCAUGCGCGACACUCAAAGGCCCAGACUCCCACUACGGCACAAAAGGCUUGAAGAAAGUCGUGCACGAGGCGCCCGCUGCUGGCAAGACUGUGUUUUUCUUCUUCAGCUCCCCGGGCAAUAACAACGGCACCUCCAUAGAAGACGGACAGAUACCGGAAAUCAUAUUUUAUACAUAACCCAGCGUUCUGCUGCGCCUUGAGUGAAGAGCACCAGAAGUCUAGUCUCGAAGGCGUCUACCUGGCCACAAAAAAGUUUGCGUGUCAUGAAUGUUUAUAAUUGUAAGAUGAGAAACAUGUCGGUUUCUUAGAGGAGACGAACAACACUGAUUUAAAUUUCUGCAUGCUUUCAACGCAGAUGCUCCUUUUUCUUAUAACCUUAGGGGAAAAGAGAACUGGGUGUAACUUUUAAAAAAAACAGCUGUUUCAGCUUUAUCUUAUGAUUUCGUAGAUCAGCUGACUCAUGGUCUUUCCCGUCCUAUAACGGAAAGACUCCUGUCUUAGACGGCUGGUUUUGUUGUUGUAACUGUUGGUAGGUUAGAGGAGAGGGACCUACAGGCUUUUCUCGUUUGAAGAUGACAUGAGCUGAGACGGGUCAGAAUUCCUGCAGAAUUCCUAGUAAAUCAAAUAACGGAUUUCAGAAAACUAAGAACACUGGCCUUACAUUCGGAGUUUCAAAAUGCCUGCUUGUUAGCAUUCAGAAUCCUGCUAGAAGCAGGCCUGAUAAAUGCCCACCAGCAUUUUCAAUGCAUUUACAAAAAAGGGUAUUUUACAGUAGUCUAGUCCCGCGUCACACAGUCCAGCUUCACCCUACAGAUGGAGUUGGUACAAAUGCACAACAAUGUGACGGAAGCAGAGGAGGCGGAGGUGUCGUGUCCGGCUGGACUCCGUCUCUCCGAGCUGCACCGGUGCGCCUGUCCCUAGCCGUCCGGGGGAUGUUCCCGAGGGUGCGCGGGGCCGGGACGGCAGUGGCCACGGCGACCGGCUCAGCGGGCAGCCAUUCAGCGUCGUGGCCGGGAUCUAACUCUGCAGGAAACCGAAUAAAACACUAACCUUUCUAACAACACCCUUGACGUUUUCAAGACGUCCAGCACCAUCACUCCUGCUGAAAAGUGUACUUCCUGUCACCUACAAAGCUCACCCACCAAAUGAGAUAAUGGUCCGUGCUGUGACCUCAUUCGUGUCACGUCAGCUGUAUCCGGAGCGGAGAGGGGGAUACCUGGCAGAGUAACAUUUAUAUACUUCUUUAUAAGGCAACAUUUUUAUAUAAAUACCAUCUUCUUCCCUUGAAAGUGAUUAUCUUGUUAAAAAAACCCUAUGUAAUUAAGUUUAAGAUAUAUCAAAUAGUUUGGGAAGAUGGUUAAAAAAAAACAAUUCUUUAACAGCUUGAAAGAAUUGAAGAUUUCUAAAUCAUAGUAACCAGGACAAAAAAAUUCACUUAAAAUAGUACUUCAUUUUAUACAUUCAACAAGGCAGUGAUGUGUGUUGGUGGCGGAGGUCGCAAAACCGCUGAAGCAGGGAAACUUCUCCGGUAACAUCGUCCGGUUACAAACCUCAGUUAACUGGUAACCACUGAGUAAGCAGCACCUGCUGCAGGAACCAGUAGGGAAAGUACUUCCACCUUAAAAAGUGUGGAAUAGGUAAGUUCGUGGUUUUGUCAUUUGAGGCAUUUCAAGUGUGUGGCACCGAACAGGGAUUGCAACCGAAGGUGCUGCAGAACGUGUGAGACACAGAACUGUUUACGGAUCUGGGACAUCCCCUGGAAUUUUUAAAAUAAAUAUUAUCCUUUUAUUUAUA